UAACCAACGCCAACGUUCCCCAGCGCCUUCCUCUCUAAAAAAAGGGCACCCCAGCCCUACCCCCCUCCAUCACAAAAGAUUAUAUUUCAAAGCUGCUUCCCUGAGCUAUUCGGAAUCCACCACCACCCAUCAACCAUGCCCGCUCCGUCCGUCUCCUUCUCCGCCGCCCUCGCUGCCCUCGCGCUGCUUCUCACCUCCGCUUCGGCUACCGACAGUAACGUUAUCGGAGGAGCGCUGUUCGCGUACGCAGGCCCUCAGGGUCCGAGCCACUGGGGGAGUUUGAGCCCGGAGUACUCGGCGUGCGCGAACGGGGAGCAUCAGUCGCCGGUGAACAUAGUGAGGAACGCGACGGUGCUGAACAAGAACCUCCAUGCCUUGACCAGAGACUAUCGCCCCGCCAACGCCACCCUCGUCAACAAUGGCUUCAACAUCGGGGUGCUUUACGAGCAAGAAGUGGGGACGCUGCUCGUGGAUGGCAAGAACUACAGCUUAAAGCAAAUGCAUUGGCAUUCUCCCUCCGAGCACCGAAUUGAUGGAAUCCAGUUCCCAGCUGAACUUCAUCUAGUCCACAAAUCGAACGACGGCGCCUUUGCCGUGGUGGCGAUCCUCUAUCAAUUCGGCGACCCCGAUCCCCUCAUCUCCAAGAUAAAGGACCAAUUGGAUGAGCUGGCCAAGGAUGCUUGCGGCGCCGACGAGGAGUCUCACAUUCCUCUGGGGAUCUUCAACCCCAAGCAAAUAAAGAGGAACACCCGCAAGUACUACCGGUACGUCGGGUCUCUCACGACUCCGCCGUGCACGGAGAGUGUCACCUGGAACGUCCUCGGCAAGGUGAGGACGAUAUCGAAAGAGCAGGUCGAAUCUCUCAAGGCCCCGCUGCCCACCGACGACAAAACCAAUUGCAGGCCACUUCAGCCGCUCAACGGCCGCCAAGUCCAGCUCUACGACGAGCUCAGCGACUAGUGAUCUGGUCAUCUAUCGCAUCGCCCGACUCGUUCAACUUGAUCAUUAUCAAAACACAGUGAGAUAGAGAGACAGAGAGACGUGGUUGAUCGAGCUGUAUCUGUCAUGUACCCACGUUCUUUAUAACUCAAAUUCGCUCAUAAUCUAAUCCUUUUCGU
Messenger RNA from Rhodamnia argentea, 1118 nucleotides. RefSeq names its product alpha carbonic anhydrase 1, chloroplastic. Lineage: Eukaryota; Viridiplantae; Streptophyta; Magnoliopsida; Myrtales; Myrtaceae. The record is from RefSeq and is a predicted model, not a curated record. The coding region runs from base 136 to 960 and encodes 274 amino acids. Gene Ontology annotation, molecular function: carbonate dehydratase activity; zinc ion binding. The transcript has 6 exons.